This is a messenger RNA of Clavispora lusitaniae ATCC 42720, 1842 nucleotides long. It is a transcript of the gene BDF1, whose product is annotated as chromatin-binding protein. Gene Ontology annotation, biological process: chromatin remodeling; regulation of DNA-templated transcription. The record is from RefSeq and is a predicted model, not a curated record. Gene Ontology annotation, cellular component: nucleus; chromatin. Lineage: Eukaryota; Fungi; Ascomycota; Pichiomycetes; Serinales; Metschnikowiaceae.
AUGUCUGAGGCCCCGGCUCAGCCCGUUCCAGAAACAAACACCCCUGUCCAAACGCCCUCGGCAGAGUCUUUUGAGAAAAGCGAAAUGCUCCGCUCUCCACAGCCGGAGACCAGCGCGUCUGAAGCUCCAGAGAAGCCUCUCUCGCCUCCAAACCCAUCCCCUUCUCCUGAAAAGCACAAGCUAGAAGAUGAAGAUGUGGAGGAUGGCGAGGCCAAGAAGCAAAAGACUGAAGAGCCUGUGGAAGAUGGUGCUGUUCCACCUGCCAAUGGCGCAGACUCGGAUCUCACUCCCGCGCCAAAGCCUCCUACUGAGCCAGACAUGAAUAAUCUUCCUGAGACGCCAAUGCCUAAGCACCAGGCCAAGUUUGUGCUCAACACCAUCAAGGCCAUCAAGAGGUUAAGAGACGCUGGGCCCUUUUUGCAUCCCGUUGAUGUCGUAAAGUUGAAUGUUCCCUUGUAUUACAACUAUAUCAAGCGACCAAUGGACCUUUCUACAAUCGAAAGAAAACUUAAUCUCAAUGCGUACGAGGACCCACUGCAGGUUGUUGAUGAUUUUAAUCUCAUGGUGAGCAAUUGUCUCCGUUUCAAUGGAGAGAACUCUGGCAUUUCUCGCAUGGCUAAGAACAUUCAAGCGCAGUUUGAAAAGCAUAUGCUUAAUAUCCCACCAAAGGUUAUGGUUGGCAACGGAGCUGCUUCUGUGGCAAACGCCAAUGUAAGGAGAAGAAACGUGGUUGGCGAUGAUAAGAAGGAAUCGGUGGCCGCACACAGACCCAAAAGAACUAUUCAUCCUCCGAGAUCUAAGGAAUUACCAUACGAUGUAAGACCACGCAAAAAGAAGUAUGCGGUUGAGUUGCGCUUCUGCAACCAGGUGAUCAAGGAGUUGAUGUCAAAGAAGUUUUAUUCAAUCAACUUUCCCUUCUUGCAACCAGUUGACCCGGUCGCACUCAACAUUCCAAAUUAUUUUGACAUUGUCAAGGAGCCUAUGGAUCUUGGAUCUAUUCAAACGAAACUUGCAAACAAUCAGUAUGAAAAUGGUGAUGAGUUUGAGAAGGACGUGCGUUUAGUGUUUAAGAACUGUUACCUUUUCAAUCCAGAGGGUAAUGAUGUGCAUUCAAUGGGUCAGCGACUCGAGCAGGUGUUUGACAAGAAAUGGGCUAACAAGCCUGUUCCUGCAGCCACCCCAACACAUAGCGAGAAUGAAGACUCAAGCGAUUAUGAUGAUGACGAUGAACCAGAAAUCAACGAGGCGAUGUUGUCCAACAUUCCGGCAAUCCAGUUCUUGGAGAACCAGUUGGUGCGUAUGAAGAAGGAACUUGACGAGUUGAAAAAACAACACUUGGAAAAAUUGCGCGAGCAACGCGACGCCAAGCGGAAGAAGAGGAAGUCUAAGAAGGCCAAGAAGGCACGGUCUAGCUCAGUUGCGGAGGCUGGUGUCGAGAGUCAGCCAGUGGUGACAUAUGAGAUGAAGAAGCAGGUGAGUGAGAUUGUGCCUACAUUAAAUGACAAGAAGCUUCAAGCAUUGAUCAAAAUCAUCAAAGAUGAUGUUGUCAUUAGCGAUGAGGAAGAGGUGGAGUUGGACAUGGACCAGUUGGAAGACCGGACUGUUUUGAAGCUCUACAACUUUUUGUUUGGCAAGAAGGCUGCCUCGCACGCAAUGAAGAAGACGAAGAAGUCGCAGUACUCGUCGGGCAACAUUGACCAAUUGGAGCAGUUGCGGUCGCAGCUUCAGCUCUUUGACGAUGCCGAGCGGGGUCUGCCUGCGGGCGGAUUUGACCUCAAUGCUAUUCCUGCGCAGGAGUCGUCAGAGGACGACUUGCUGUCGGAAUCGUCGGAGGAGGAGUAA